CUUUUCAACAUGUUACAACCACUACUACUAGCCUACUUAACAAUGUCCGCAUUUUCAAUUAUCCCAACCCAUUUCCCUUUCAAGGAGCAUCUCACGAAACAACCAGCAUCCCCUGCGACCAGUGUUACCACAGGAUACUUGUCUCAAAAACUGGACCAUUUCUCAAAUGACUCCCAGGUUUUCUUCACUCAACAAUAUUUUUACACGGAACGCCUCUCGGUUUCCAACCAAAAAGUGGCAUUUUUGUACGUUAAUACCGAGGGAAAUGAGGAGAUCGCAGUUAUGACGGAUGAGAGGAGCCCAGUGGUGAAGGCGGCAAAAAGAUUCGGAGCUCAGCUGUUUGCACUGAAGCAUCGGUAUUAUGGAGCAUCGAAACCCAAUUUUCAAAACUUCGACGCUUCAGCUCUCCGCUACCUCACGUCCCGUCAGGCCAUCCAGGACAUCCUUUCCUUCAUCAAAUACGCCAACACCCAGUUCAACAUGAACCCAGAUGUCAGAUGGGUGUUAUGGGGUACCGGAUACGGUGGGAUCCUUGCCGCAGAAGCCAGAAAAACGGAUCCAGUCGCUGUCUCGGGAGCAAUUUCCAGCUCCGCUCCACUCCGGCGACUCUAUGAUUUCUGGCAGUUUAACGACUUUGUCGGAAAUACCCUUAUGCAAAUUGGAGGUUCCAAUUGCUAUGGUCGAGUUCAACAAGGAUUCGCAGAUAUCCGACAGGCAAUGAAAACCACUGCCGGUAGAUCACAAAUAUCGGAUCUGUUCCAGUUGAACCCUCGGUUGGAUCAAACGCAGCUCGGGUACAAUGACAUUCAGAUGUUCUACACGGCGAUUAUUGGUCCGUUUCAGGAAAUUGUGCAGUUUAAUAAUGAUUUCAACAUCUCCAUCACCGACAUGUGCACCAUAAUUGCCAACAGCUCCUGGACCAAUAUGGAAGUAGUCCGCCAGGCUUACGUCUACUUGAGCACCACAUUAACGGGCUCCGUACAACCAAUGACUAUAGCAUCCUAUCAAAAAGUGGUCAAUGAUUUGAAGAAUGAUAGUGUCAGCUCCCCGUUUGUUGAAAACCGCAUGUGGACCUACCAAAUCUGCACGGAACUCGGCUGGUUCCCCACUACCAACAACAACGAGCAGGGACUCUUCGGAGCAGUUGUCCCCACGAGCAUCUACAUCAACCAAUGCUCGGACAUCUUCCCCGACGCCAGCCUAACCGCAACCUCUAUCCGUGACUCAAUCGUCAGCUCAGAUUCCGUGUACACUGGCACCAAUGUAGUCUUCACCAAUGGAUUCUACGAUCCUUGGAGUGUGCUGGGACAGGAGACGAGCCGGGACUUCUCGGUGGUGGCCUAUGUGAUCCCUGGGGCUUCCUAUCUGAGUGACUUCUUCCCGGGAGAUUCUGACAAUCAGUAUAUCCAGAAAGCCCAUGAUUUGAUGAUUGAGAAUAUUAAUAUUUGGGUGAACGGGCCCAAAAGUACCAGGAUCCUAGGGGAUCCUACAGUUCCUUGGACCCCUCCACAGCUUGGAGGCUCGGAAGCUUCAGAGCUUCAGAGUAGUAAGGUUUUUUCUAGAACCUUGCCUAGGACCCCCUCCAGAGGAAUAUUCCAUCGAAGACACCUGGAACUUCUAGCCUCCUCCUACCCAGCAGGCUUCGAGCAGGGAACCUUCCGACAGCGCCAGGACCACUUUGACAAUCUCAACGUGGACUUCUUCCAGCAAAAGUUUUACAAAAACUCGCAAUGGGCCAGGCCGGGCGGCCCGAAUUUCCUGAUGAUCGGCGGACAGGAGGCAGAGGGUGAGAGUUGGGUGUUGAACGAGAAGCUUCCCUGGUUGAUAUCGGCGCAGAAGUACGGAGCGACGGUGUACCUGUUGGAGCAUCGGUUCUAUGGGGAUAGUCUUGUGGGAAACAACACCAACCUAAACCUGCUCAGCUCCCUGCAGGUCCUCUACGACUCUGCCGAAUUCAUCAAAGCCAUCAACUACAAAACGCAAUCCUCAACCCCUUGGAUCACUUUCGGAAGAUCCUUCCCCUUGUCAGCAUGGACCAGAGCCAUAUUCCCAGACCUUGUCACAGGAGCAGUCUCCUCAUCAGGUGCCAUUUUGGCGAAAACCGACUUUUUCGAGUACCUAAUGGUUAUGGAGACUUCAAUUCGAAAAUAUGACAACUCGUGUGCAGAUCGGAUAAAAUCCGGUUUUGAUGAGAUCAGAGGCUUGUUCCUAACCUCGGAAGGUCGGCAAGAUCUAUCCAAGAUCUUCCAGCUAUUGCCAGGAUUCUCGGAAAAUGUCACAGAAACCGAUCAACAUUUCUUCUUCUCGAAUCUAUACUCAAAUUUCCAACUUGCCGUUCAAUUCUCCGGGGAUAACUCGGGCCCGUGGGCUGAUGGAUAUGGAAUUCCUGAGAUGUGCAGGUUUAUGACCGGCGCUGGGACCCCGCUAGACAAUAUAGUCGCUUUUAAUGCCUAUAUGACGUCAUUUAACAACGGAGGAGGCACUUAUACCGGGAUGGGUAAUAAUUAUACGGCUAUGAUCUACAAUUUGAAAAACUCAAAGGAUUACGGGGAGGGUGUCGAUCCGACGCUUCUCUGGACAUGGCAGACUUGUACGGAGUAUGGGGGAUUUCAGUCGGCGGAUUCAGGAAGCGGAUUGUUUGGAUCCCCGGUGCCGGUUAGUUUCCUCAUCCAAAUGUGCAUGGAUCUCUUCGGCAACACGUAUGACCGCUCAAAAAUCGAUUCCCUCAUCGAUUUCACCAACUACAAGUACGGAGGACGUGACAACUUCAAGGGCUCGAAUGUAGUAUUCAUCAAUGGAAACAUCGACCCGUACCAUGUCCUAGGGCUCUUUAACUCCCCGGAUAGCUCAGUAGUGUCCUACCUUAUCGAUGGAAGCUCCCACUGUGCAGACAUGUUCCCGGCUAGGGAUUCAGAUGUUCCCGGGUUGAAGGUGGCCAGGGAUCUUGUAGAUCAAAAUAUUGGGGUCUGGUUGGGGGGUCAGGUGAAUAUUACCACCACUACAGCUACUACGACCUCGAAUUCAACUAGCUAUCCUUCAACGUUGUACUCUUUGGAGCCCACCACAACUAAAUCUACAUCAGUUAAUAGAGUUUUUAUUUCAUUCUGUGUAAUUAUGUUCGACUUCCUUGUUUUAUAAUUCGAAUAAAGUUACAUUAACUUUAUUAGUA
Caenorhabditis elegans is the source of this 3169-nucleotide messenger RNA. It is a transcript of the gene pcp-4, whose product is annotated as Prolyl Carboxy Peptidase like. Lineage: Eukaryota; Metazoa; Nematoda; Chromadorea; Rhabditida; Rhabditidae. The record is from RefSeq and is marked reviewed. Gene Ontology annotation, molecular function: serine-type exopeptidase activity. Gene Ontology annotation, biological process: proteolysis.